AUGUCUACAUUAGCAUUGGAUCAGUUAUUGAACAACAAGAAGUCUUCUUCAUUCAUCUUUAUCAAUGACACAAUUCGCUUGUCUGCUCUACCCAUUUUAGCAGACAUUGGUAAACGCGCACUCACCGAUGACAAAUCGCUAGUAGUUCUUUUGACAGAAACAUCACCCAGAGCAUGGCGUGAACGCUUUCCCGUGGAUAAACGAAACAACAUAUGCAUCAUUGAUUGCUAUUCCGAUCCCCAUGGUUGGGAUGACGAUGUAGAGAAGCACGCUGAUAAUAAUACCAUUCAAGUAAAGAACAUCAAGGACAUGGAAAAGCGUAUUUUGUCACCUAUAAUGAAGAAAGUGCUGGAAUCACCCAACUGCACAAUCCUCGUUGACUCAAUCACUCCAUUGGCAAUGAUCUCUCAGCAUAGAGCCUACCAACUUGUCAAGGCAUUGGAAUCAUUGACGACUGAUGCCAUUCGUUUAGCUGUUGGCUAUCAUUCUGAUGUCAAGCUAGUGUCCAAGACUGGAUUAGCUUUACAGGAUUCACUCAAUAGACUUGCAUCAGUCAUCAUUAAAUUAGAGGCAUUGAAGGAGCGUACAGCAUUCGAGACACAAGCUGCAUUGACUGGAUUUGUGCCUCAAGACACAUUUUCUUAUUUGACCAUCACAUCCAAUUGCUUGACGAAGGGAGGUAUCGCACAUAUCGAAUGGAGAAAGAAGAGCGGGAAAGUGCAGUAUGAAUCCAAUGGGUUCAUCAUGCAACCAGACACUGGAUUACUGCAAGUUGUCGCUGCUAAUCAACUGACAUUGGAGAAGGAGGAGGAGCCAGAGCCAGAGGCCAUGGAAGUUGACAAGAAAUCAGAUCCUACAGCCAACCUGUCGUUUAAUCUGUCUCUGACUGACGAGCAACGUAAGACCAAGGAGAACCUAGUGCUACCAUUCAUGAAGGCACAGCAGUUGGAAGUGUCCGUGGAGGAGGAAAAGAAGAACAGUGGUCUGAUCUACUAUGACCCUGAUGCAGCAGACGAUUUUGAUGAUGAGGAUCCUGAUGAUGAUUUAGACAUUUAA
Molecule: messenger RNA, 1056 nt
Organism: Mucor velutinosus
Lineage: Eukaryota; Fungi; Mucoromycota; Mucoromycetes; Mucorales; Mucoraceae
Exons: 2
Coding region: 1-1056 (351 amino acids)
Biological process (GO): tRNA wobble uridine modification
Cellular component (GO): nucleus; cytosol; elongator holoenzyme complex
Molecular function (GO): tRNA binding
Source: RefSeq, a predicted model, not a curated record